Hyalella azteca is the source of this 436-nucleotide messenger RNA. RefSeq names its product U-scoloptoxin(01)-Cw1a. Lineage: Eukaryota; Metazoa; Arthropoda; Malacostraca; Amphipoda; Hyalellidae. The transcript has 2 exons. Gene Ontology annotation, cellular component: extracellular region. The record is from RefSeq and is a predicted model, not a curated record. The coding region runs from base 39 to 416 and encodes 125 amino acids. Gene Ontology annotation, molecular function: chitin binding.
GGCAUCAGUGCCCUCAGGUGUCGCUUACAACCCACAAGAUGAAGGUGAUCUUGGUCCUCGCAGCCAUCGUGUGCUCAGUCGCCGGUCACGGCGCUUACCGUUUCUCCGAUGGCUACUUAGACGUCCUGGGAGGCGAGCCUAGCCAAAGCUUCUCGUGCGACGGCCGACCCUACGGCUACUACGCAGACGUAGACAACGAUUGUGAAAUUUUCCACGUUUGCUGGCCUGUUGAAGACGAUGCAGGCGCGAUCACAGAAACUGCCCAGUAUUCCUUCUUCUGCGGCAACCAGACUGUCUUUAGUCAGGAUACUUUGUCCUGCGCGCAUCCCGAAGACGCUUUCCCUUGUGACCAGGCCGCAGGAUACUAUGAUAUCGUCAAUGCUGAAUUCGGAAGGAUCCCCGAUGCUAAGGCGUAAAAUUACACAAUUUAUUGAUU